CAAUAAUGCCUCUAGUAAUGAUGUGCGGAUACCCCUGCUCAGGUAAAACAACCUUCACUCAGAAGCUGCAGAAGCAUCUAGAAGCGUCUCACAAGACUGUGGUGGUUAUAAGUGACGACUCAGUAGGGAUAGACAGGAACUCUACUUACCACAGUACCCAGGGUAACGAGAAGGAGCUGAGAGGUGACCUCCGGUCUCAAGUUCAGACACAUAUCUCCAAAGAAACUGUCGUUAUACUGGACUCUCUCAACUAUAUAAAAGGAUUUAGGUACGAAUUGUUUUGUAUCAGUAAGAGCUCCAAGACCCCUCACUGUGUUGUACACACUGACAGAAAGCCUGAAAUAUGUAAUAAAUGGAAUGAAGCUAACUCGCAUUAUAAUCCAGGACUGAUAGAGGAGCUGGUGAUGAGGUUUGAGAAACCUUACCCCGGCCAGAGGUGGGAUAACCCUUGUUUUGUAGUAACUGAGGAGGAAGUGGACGGGGUGGUGAAACUGGUGGCAGAUCACCUUUUCAGUGGUGGAGCACCUCGCCCUAACCAGUCCACCCAAAGUCAAGCCUUAUCUCCUCCUGAUUUCCUCCAUCAGCUAGAUACCAGUACUCAGGAGGUACUGGACGUUAUCAGCUCACAGCAGAGUCUGGGGUCUACUUCUUUCAAAAUACCAGGACUAGAGGACCCUCUGUCAUUUAACCGUAACAUCAACAUAGCUCAACUCCGCCGACUUAAGAGACAGUUCAUCACGUACACUAAGGCUCACCCGCCCAGUGAUAUGACUAAACUGAAAGAAGGCUUUGUACUUUAUUUACAAAGUAUGGUGUGACGUCACGUGAGUUCUG
Messenger RNA from Bolinopsis microptera, 834 nucleotides. Its product is annotated as protein KTI12 homolog. The transcript is spliced from 6 exons. NCBI's taxonomy places the organism in Eukaryota, Metazoa, Ctenophora, Tentaculata, Lobata, Bolinopsidae. The record is from RefSeq and is a predicted model, not a curated record. Gene Ontology annotation, biological process: tRNA wobble uridine modification. Bases 6 to 818 code for a protein of 270 amino acids.